This is a messenger RNA of Micropterus dolomieu (smallmouth bass), 3379 nucleotides long. Its product is annotated as thymocyte selection-associated high mobility group box protein TOX-like. NCBI's taxonomy places the organism in Eukaryota, Metazoa, Chordata, Actinopteri, Centrarchiformes, Centrarchidae. Gene Ontology annotation, molecular function: chromatin DNA binding. The coding region runs from base 478 to 1887 and encodes 469 amino acids. Gene Ontology annotation, biological process: regulation of transcription by RNA polymerase II. Gene Ontology annotation, cellular component: nucleus. The transcript is spliced from 9 exons. The record is from RefSeq and is a predicted model, not a curated record.
UCCAACCACUUCUGUACUGGAACCAAUGCAAUAAUAUGCACCUCCAUAACAAAGCCUGUGUGGAGUCCUGAGAGCAGUGGGGAAAACAGAGGCUGCAAAUGUAUGGGCUGCUGUUCAGCCUUUAAAAAAAAAAGAGGUUUUAGAAGAGAGGAUCUAAGUUGGAGGUUUGCUUUUAUUUGUUCCGGAGCAACGGGAUAGUUUUGCCAACACGUGUGUAUCCAUGUAAUUUGCUCUCUCCGUUGUGAGUAAGUGUUUCGCAUCCUGGUGCGGGGCUGUGAGAGGACUGCGCAUCACCAGAGUUGGUGCCGAAGUUCGGCCGGGAACGGAUGUGAGGGAAGCGUGUACCGAGUAAAACUCACCCACUUCUUUUCUUUCUUUUUUUUUGGUCGCUCCUGCUUUGGCGUUGUGUUUGCUGAGACAAUAGUGAGUCAAAGACGCUGAAAGUGAGUUCAUGCCUUCGAUCUCGCACAACCUGAGAUGGACGUGAGAUUUUAUCCUGCGCCCCCGGCUAAUGUGGGUUCAUGCUCCCUACCGACUGAUCCAAGUUGUCUGAGCUCGUUGGACUAUUACCACUCGAACAAGGCCCGGUACAGUGUGGGUGAACGAGGGGUUAGGCUCCACACUGCCCCUCCUCCAGGCAUCAAUCCAGCUAGGAAAAGACUGCCCACUGCUGUGUUUGAUGGUGACAACAUGUACAUGAAUGACAAUAACCAAGAGUUUCGGUCACCAAACCAGAGCUACUCCAGUCAGGGUAGAGGCAGCAGUGGUGGUGGAGGAGCAGGGGAUGAAGACUACGAAAUCCCCCCCAUCACACCCCCGAACCAUGCCGACCCUUCUCUGCUGCACCUCAUGGAGCACGAGUCAGGUUACCCCUUUCACUCCCUGCCUCACAACGGCCUGCUCAACACCUACUCCUAUCCCGAGCUGCCCGCCCUCAUGAUGUCCAACAUGCUGGGUCAGGACACCCACCUGCUCUCGGGGCCUAUGCACUCAAUAAGCAGUGAGAAGCGGGCCUCAGCAGAAAUGAUGAAGCCCAAACCCAAACCCCAAAAGAAGAAGAAGAAGAAAGACCCCAACGAGCCACAGAAACCUGUGUCGGCCUACGCGCUCUUCUUCAGAGACACCCAGGCGGCCAUUAAGGGCCAAAAUCCCAACGCCACCUUUGGGGAUGUCUCCAAGAUUGUGGCAUCAAUGUGGGACAGCCUAGGAGAGGAACAGAAGCAGGCGUACAAGAGGAAAACCGAGGCGGCUAAGAAAGAGUACCUGAAAGCCUUGGCCGCGUACCGUGCCAGUCUGGUUUCCAAGACAUACAAUGACCCUGAACCAAAAAGUGCCCAGCAGACCAGCCAGCCCUCCCACCUGCUGCCCCCGAAGCAGCCUCUGUACAGUGUGCCCCCUCAGCCCUCCUCACCCUACAUGGGCCCGCCGGGCUCCUUUCCCCUGUCGGACAUCCAGAGCUAUGCCGGGCCGCCCCGCCACACCCUGGCCCAGACCCUCAGCCAAUCCCAGAUGCUGCCGCCCAGCAUGAGUGCCUCUCCCCCAGCUCCCUUCCAGAUCAGCCCACCUCUGCACCCCCACGCCCAACUCUCCCUGCACCAGAGCUCCCUGCUCAACCAGCCAAUCCGCAUGCAGCAGUCGCAGCCAAUCAUCUCACACCAAAUGGGGCUCCAGGCGCCACUGCAUUCCCCUCCUCUCAGCCAACAGGGAUUCUCCCAUAUUCAGGCUGAUUACCAGAACAGUGUCGGGGGCUCACAGUCUCCAGGAGCCCCUAACCCAGUGCACGGCCAGAACCCCGACUGGGAGAGCGAGUACUGCAACAGGGACUGUGGACCCAACCACUGCGGCAGUGGCAUGGGAGCUCGGGACAAGCCUCUCUACCUCACUUGAAGUUGAAAGACCUCCAAAUGGCAGACUCCUGGGAGCUUUCCAACAUAACAACAACGUCAUCGAUGUAUCUGCUUCUACACCAUUCAGUUUUCUUUUGUUUUUGUGACGGAUUUAGAAAAUCCCAAAGACUGCUACAGUAACUUCACCUAUUUGCCAAGCACUUAGAUCGGCCAGAAGCCUGAGGCACUUCUCUUGCUUUUUUUUCCUUAUCUGUGAACUUUCCUUUUUUUUUUGCCGGGGCAGUGAGCUUUAAGCUCAUGCCAAAAUACUGGAAAUGAAGACCAAAAGAAAAUGUCUUCUCAUUUUGAUUUGAAUUUUUUAAAAGAUGCUUUCUCUUCACUCCAUUACUCUGUGUUUGCCAUGGACUGCCCUCAUUGUGGAGAUGAAAUGCUCUAAGCAUACUCAAAGCGUAGGGAUCUUGGGUAGAAAGCUAAUGCAGGAAACUAGAAUUUAGUCACCUCAGCAGGGGUGGAUGUACUUCAGGACAGAAUGAAACACCCCGCCUGAGUGAAAGCAAAGCAAAAUUUUAAUGAAGAUAGUCACAGAUACUUGAGACAUUUGUAAAUCAUUCUUGCCCCUAGUAAAGGACUCCUCAUUUCCUUUCUUUCUCACAGAGUGAUUGUAAAUAUCACCAAAAUGGAACCCUCUUAUGUGUGUAUUUAGCUGCAGUCCCUUGCUUUCCUUUUUUAAUGCUUUCUUUCUUUAAUUCUUUUUGUUUGGUUAUGUGAUUUUCGUGCAGGCGGAUUCAGUGAGGGAAUACACACACUAAAAGUUGUGUUGAAACUGUGUUCACUGGUCUUGUUUCUCUCCAAAACGAGAGAAAAAAAGCAAAGACUGAAAAACGCUCCAUUUCCUCUUUUAACUGGCGGAGCUCUGAUAGAGAGUGCCACUCUCUUCACAUGGCCUCAGGACGUUACAGAACUGUAGAGGUCAAAGGUUGAUACCUCUCCUUUUAGCUCCUCCUCCUCUUGGUCAAUAAGGACCGCCCCCACCUGUAACCCCCGACACCUACCCUUAGUCCAGACACCACUUGUACAGGUGAAUAAAAAAAAAACGUUGCUAAAUGUGAAAUGUUACUAAAGAAAAAAAACAUAACAGUGGGUUUUAAAGUUUUUGACUAGUUUUAUUAGGUGUUUUAGAAUUGUGUUGAACUCAUCUUUAUCAUUUUUUGUGAAGAAAAAAAAUCUGAAGACAUUUUGUUUUUUCACUGUAGCAGGAUUUGCGUUUGGAGGAAAAGUCAUGGGGGUAGAUAUUUUAAUUUUGUGUAUAAACCUGCCAAAUGUACUUCUUUAAUUUGUAAAGCCAGUGCUGAGAGAACCCAUUUUGUUUUGUUGAAUAUCAUAUGUUUUACAAUAUGGUCAUUCUAUUUAAUUUGGUUGCAGGUUUCACAUCUAUUUAUGAAUGAUAUGAAGUAAUAUUUUGGCUUUUUUUCAUCAGGGUGCAUUAUUAUUAUUAUCAUUAUUAUUAUUAUUAUUAUUAUUAUUAUUAUUGA